AUGUCUUUACAUAUCUAUAUUGCUCACACCGGUGAGCAUCUACUGGCGGACCCAGUUUCCUUUACAUCUCCAGAUGCUCUCCGAUCAUGGAUUGCUCGCAACACAACUAUCGCUUCUCAGAGGCAGAUAUUAAUGACCGCCCGGGGAAAGAAUGUCAAGCUCCAGACCUUAGCCACAGAGGACGAAAUUUUUGUCUACGAUAGGCAACUAGUCAGCGAAGGCGGCGCCGUCGAGCUCCCCGAUAUUCCCAAGCCACCACCGUUCAAACCGAAGAAUCCCCCAGAUACUCUCACCGACCAAAAUGAUCUCCAGUCGUGGCGUAACCUCUACAUGGCUCGCAGGACAUGGGCUUUGGCUCUAGCGGAGGAAUGUGUUCCUGUGGACCAAGCUCUCCAAGAGCACAACGAACGUAUCGACAUCAUCUAUCGUGGCGUUGGCGCCGCCCUCGAAAACCUCAAGUCUCAUGUGGCCACCUUGGAAAUCAAGUUUCAGGAAGCUCAAACUUGGGCAGACGAUCUCCUCAAGGAACAGAAAUCAGCUUUGGAUGGAUGGCAGGCUGCAUUAGACAAAUUGAAGGCGAUACCAGCGAGGAAGGAUAUCUCGUUCCUUGGACGUCCCUCGACACCGAAGAAGGGAACCAAGGACCGAUCAACUGGAACACUCCAGGACUUUCUCGAUGUGGAUGAUGUGCGGCGGGCUGCCUCAAAAGGCUCAACUGUAUCGCAGAGCUUCUCUCGUCACGUGAAUGAAGUUCAAGCAGCUGUUAGCAGCAUCUCGUCCGACACCCAGGCCUUACUAGAACAGGCACAGCCUCCAAUGAUCGAUGGGGCCCAUGGUUUACUAGAAGAGGUGGAGACAUUGGCAAAGAAAGUGAGUUCUGAUUAUGAGCAUGUACUCGGUCUACCUAGCAAUCAAAAGAGCCUGGCAAACAUUUCAAGGAUGGCAUUGGGCCAUACAAAGGAACUACUGCCAUCUCUUCGAGAAAUCAGUCUUGAGUUGCACACCGCAUUAGACCAGGCUGUUCAGCAUCGAAUCACCGCAAUGAAGGCUGCGGUCCAUCAUAUGCGGACUGUGUCAUCGUUGGAGUCUCGUCUAGCGGAUGUCCAGGCACAGAUCGCCAAAUUGGAUGUUGAUGCAGACGUUUUUGACAUCAUAUUCGAGGUAUAUCAUCUACCAGUGGCCUACGGCUCGGUGCUUGUGGAGGCUGUUCGACGCCGUGAAUGGAGUGAAAAACUAAAAACCGACUCGCUCACAUUAGCCGAAGAAAUGGCUGUCUUUAGGGAUGAAGAACAGCGUCGCAGGAAGAAAUGGCUAAAGUCGAUUGGGGAACUUGUAGCACUUCCUGAUGAUAUGACUCCUGGUCUAGAGAUCAAUAUGCAAGGUCAAGGGCAGGAGUGGCCUGAAGUACAUCGCAAAGAAAUUGAGCUCUAUAUUGAUGCUCUUAAAGCCCGAAAUGAUAUGUCAGCCAUAGUCGACGAAGUAUCUCAGCUCUAUGCAGACCUUGAUAAGCCUACUCGACAGCAAAAACGACGAGCAAAGGCCUUCAAACAGGGGAGCGUAAUCGACAUGGGACGCAGUUCACUUCUCAUCCGAGGAGAUGAUAUGGUUCGCAGCCUUCAAGAUGAGAAAUACAAGCUUGAAGAAAAGGUUAAAAGUUCGGAAAGUCGAAUUCGGAAACUAGAAGAUCUUCUCCAUCGCCAAACUCACAUAGCAAGGCCGCUGAGUGGAAAUUUCAGUACUGACUUCCCUAUUACCCCGGCUUCUCCGCGACCGGAUCCAUUAUCAAGACGGUCGUCGGUCUCAUCAAGGCGUAUGUCAUCCAAUCAAACGGCUGAGGACAAAGGUUUAGUACAACGAAUUGUAGGACUUGAAGCAGACCUUGCUACCGAGAGAGAAACUGUCCAGCGGCUGCAAAGGGAGGUCCGAAUGGAGCGUCAAUCGUCCACAGAUAGGAUGCAAGAGGUUCAAUCCACCAAUGAAGACCUCAUCAAGAACCUCGAGUCUAGGCAAAGGGAAUUCGAGGACGAGCGCAAGUUUCUAGAGGCCGAUGCUAAACAGUUACGACACAGGAUUGAAGAACUUGAAGAAGAACUAUUCAAUGUCCUUGACCGCCGCGAUCACGAAAAACAAGAAUUAGAGGAGCGCGCCCAGAAACUGGAAGAACAACUUCUGGCGACAGAGACUAGUAGUACCAAGGAACUUGAGAAUGCGCAGGCGGAAUUACAAGCUUUACAGGACAGUUAUUCCCGUGAAAAAGAGCGAGCCAGUGAUUUGGAGAGUGUCAUUGCCAACGACAAAGAACAUCUGUCGAAUCAAGAAACCAAGAUUUUGGAACUACAGGCGCAGCUGGAGAAAUUGCAUAAUCAACACCAAGAGAAUCUUAGUACAUUGCAAGCAGCGCAUUCCAUUCUUUCACCAGAGCGAUCGGCACCAUCUGGCUUUGCGUCUUUGGUCAAAGCCAUUGAGAUUUUAGCAGAAGGACUUUCAAUCCACGCCAGGAAUACAGAGAAAUCUCAUGCGUCCCUAGUUCAGGAAAAGAAAGAUAUGGAAGAGAAGCUGAACUUGCAGCAAAUUGAAGUUAAUCAACUACGCGAAUCAGCCGAAACUCACAUGGCCGAGAUGAUGAAAGUGCGAAACGAGCUCUUACAGGAACAGUCCCAGGUAUCCGUACUCAGAAGCGAACUCGCUGACGAGCGAAGCCAGCUUCACCAUUUGCGAUCAAAGUUUUCAGCUGGAGAAACUGGAUCCGAAAUCCUUCGUGAGCGCUUAGCAGAGGAAGAGGGCAAAGUCGCAUCCAUGUCACAGAAAUUGAUCCAGCUAAACGCUCAAGCGCACACAGCUGAAGAAGAGGCCAAAGAGUAUCGCGAAAAGCUAGGAUUAGCACAGGAUUCUGAGAAGCAGUUGAGUGCUUUGCUGAAGGCGCGUGGAAGCAAAGCCCAAGAGGUUUCGAAACGACUUCUCUCACAAGCCGAAGCCAUAGGGCACAUGCUAGAGCAGCUCGGCUUCGCCAUAAUACAAACAGACGAUAAGCUCACUGUGCAAAGGGCGUCGAAGGUAAAUAGCGCAUCUGUUUCGGGGGAACUGCUAGCCGCGUCCACAGUAGCCUCCCUUCGGCCAGACCCGACUCUUUCGACCUGGAUACAGAAUGAAGCGGGCAAUGAAGAUACCAAGUUCAAGGAGUUCAUGGAAUCGAUAGCGAAAUUCGAUGUCCAAGUUUUUGGUGAAUCGGUAGUGAAGAGGGAGAAAGACAUUGAGGUCCUAGCGCGGAAGUGGCAGAAGGAAGCCCGAAGUUAUCGCGACAAGUACCACCGCACGCAAAGCGAAGCACAUGAUAAGAUUGCUUAUCGAUCUUUCAAGGAGGGCGACCUGGCACUUUUCCUUCCCACUCGGAAUCAAGCGAUUAGGUCUUGGGCUGCAUUCAAUGUGGGGGCGCCACAUUACUUCCUCCGGGAGCAGGAUGUCCAUAAGUUAUCGACUAGAGAUUGGUUGCUAGCCCGCAUUGGCAAGAUAGAAGAGCGGGUUGUCGACCUUUCUAAAUCCAUGAAUGGCGGUAAUCAGGACCGUCGUUCCAUUACAAGUGACGGAACUUCAUUCGAUGAUGAGAAUCCGUUUGAAUUAUCUGAUGGCUUGCGAUGGUAUCUUCUGGAUGCAACUGAGGAGAAACCAGGUGCUCCCAGUACUCCAGGACUAGGAAAAAGCACAGUUGCUUCCGCACACGUCGAUGCUAAAGGGUCCAUUCGUCUUAAACGGACCGCUGCUGGGGGCAACGUUGCUAAGACAUUGACAAAGAGCCUGGAUAGUCGUAGAAACAGCGCUGCGUCAAAGAAAGGAACCCCAGUGCCGACCCUGGUUGCAGCAGAGUCGGUCGGAGACAACGUUCAGCCUGCAGAUGUUGAUGCUGGGGUACGGCCCAGGGAGUCUGAUCCCAUAUUUGACGAGGCUGCUGAACACCCCCAGGAGACUAUAGCACAGUCUCCAAUCGUACGACCAGAGAUUGACUUACACUCUGGCGGCUCUUCGCCGAGCAAGCGACCAUCAAGAUUGAGACCAUGGGAGAAGAUAUGGUCUCUUGACUAUCGACUCGAAGGUGAUAAGCAAUAG
Messenger RNA from Talaromyces marneffei, 4101 nucleotides. RefSeq lists its product as uncharacterized. Gene Ontology annotation, cellular component: Atg1/ULK1 kinase complex; phagophore assembly site membrane; extrinsic component of membrane. The coding region runs from base 1 to 4101 and encodes 1366 amino acids. Lineage: Eukaryota; Fungi; Ascomycota; Eurotiomycetes; Eurotiales; Trichocomaceae. The record is from RefSeq and is a predicted model, not a curated record. The transcript has 4 exons. Gene Ontology annotation, biological process: autophagy of peroxisome; autophagosome assembly; positive regulation of protein phosphorylation. Gene Ontology annotation, molecular function: molecular adaptor activity; protein kinase binding.